This is a messenger RNA of Nannizzia gypsea CBS 118893, 495 nucleotides long. RefSeq lists its product as hypothetical. The coding region runs from base 1 to 495 and encodes 164 amino acids. The transcript is spliced from 3 exons. Lineage: Eukaryota; Fungi; Ascomycota; Eurotiomycetes; Onygenales; Arthrodermataceae. The record is from RefSeq and is a predicted model, not a curated record.
AUGAAGUUCUCCUACGCUGCUUAUCUCAUUUCCCUCUACUUGUACCUCUCCUCCGUGACAGCCUCCCCCGUUGGUCCUGGCAGCACAACCCUGAAUCCUGUCGCCGGACCUGAAGCUGGAGCUCUCAGUGAUACCGCUUCUAAAAACAAGUUGCCAUCGAACAAGGAGCCCGUCGUGUCCGGCACUGAGAAGCAGCCAUUGAGUGCAGUUACUCCAGCUCGGUCUGUCGCUCGUCCUCAUGAGAAUAAGAAGACUCCUCAUAGGAAAACCCACCAUGUCCAGAAAGCUCGUCCCGAGCAGGGGAAUCUAUGUCAGACCGGUGAAUCUUACUGCUGUAAUGAGGAGGACGGGAAAAACGUCUGUAACAAGUCUGGAGUAAGCUGUGACCAGACAGUUGUCUGCUGCAACAACUACGAUGGCAACCAAUUCUGCAUGGGAGAUAUCAACUUCAACAUGCCGAUUACCUUUAACUUUGACUUGAACUUUGAUUACUAG